This is a messenger RNA of Metarhizium brunneum ARSEF 3297, 2265 nucleotides long. RefSeq lists its product as uncharacterized. NCBI's taxonomy places the organism in Eukaryota, Fungi, Ascomycota, Sordariomycetes, Hypocreales, Clavicipitaceae. The record is from RefSeq and is a predicted model, not a curated record.
AUGGGGAGAAAUAAGAACAAAAACAAAAACAAAAACAAAAACAAGAGGGUGGAUCCUUUUCCAGACAUUAAUGACGUCCCGGAAGACUACGACAUGGAGAAAUCUCAACAGAGACUUCUGAAAGAAGGUUUGCACCCCUCAGUGACGUCUAAAACACCAGAGGAGGUUGAAAAGGCAUGGAUUGCUAGAGCUCAGCAACUCAUCAAAAGGCCGACCCGCGAGGAAUUCAUGGGGAAAAUGGGAGACUUCUACAACAGCUCUUUUACCACUCCUCGAUACUUAACUACGGCGAUGCUUUUAUUGCGCUACGAGUCCAAAUAUGUUCGUGCAGCAAAGAAGCCCGCCGACACGGGCGAUAAUCUGCUAGCUACUAUGCUGAACACCAUUGAUGUUGGUGGAGAAAUCGCAAACAUUCUAUUUCAGCAGGGGUGGAAGUCGGUAUUGGAUACCGCCAUCACUUCGUCGACCACGUGGAAGGCAGUUGCAAAUAGUGCCAAAAUUUGGGACUUCAAUGCAGCCUCCUUGAGAACAGAUGGCAGCUCUGGAGUAUUGCUUGUUGUCACCCCAGAGUGUACAAUCGGAGAAUUAAACAUGUCCAAUGACCUUGAUCCCUACGGCAUUGAUACGUCAAACAGCCUCUCUAGCUGGUGUAGAGAAGCUAUGAAGUACGAAAGACAGAUUUACUUCUCAACCUAUUUGAUUCACGGCCACAUUAAAGGCACAAUCUACCGCAGCAAGGCAGACAAGCAGAAGCGAGAAGGCCGCAAGAUUAUACCGGAUUUUAUGGCUGACGACAUCGUGUCCGCCGUUGAACGUAUCCGAGAAACCAGAGAUGUAUGGGGCAGUAGCCAGUUCGUCUCGAACCCCCAAAACCAGUUAUUUCAACCACCAGUAAUAUUCUCUGCAAGCCGAUUGAGAAAAAUGCUGAUGCAUAUAUCCGAGCAAAAGACUGCACUGCAAGUCUUGUACUUCGAAAAGAUCCCUCUCUUGGACCGACGUAUGAUUGCUGUCAUUCUACGAGAAUGUCCAAAUGUACGCAUGGUCGGUAUCUAUGACUGCCCACUUAUUCACUUCGGUGAUGUUUUGUGCCUCAUAGACCUAAUCUACGAGAUCAAUUAUAAACGCCGAGAAGCUGGAUUGCCCGAGAUUGCGGCCCUUGACUUUUAUCCUCGAUACAACCACGGCACACCCUUCCAGUCUGCCAAUUCGGCCACUUAUGGCUUGACCUGGGGUCCGCAUAAACUGGACGUCGUACAGCGAGGCUUCUUUAACAUUAUCCUCAAGGCUUUCAUGAAAGCAAAGAGGAUGAAGCUUGGCCUUUUGUUUGACGACGAUAAGGCAUUUUGCGAGUAUCUUCGCCGUGUUCCGGGCCCUCCCCUCGCAGUUCCCACAUUCCUGGACGCUCUUCACCGGUAUAUGGAGGUGAAGGACGAACGAUCAAAGAAAAGGGUGAUUUAUGAUCUUCUGAAGCCGGUGCGACUUGGCUUAUGCCGUCGCAUGGAGUCCGACCGGCAGGAAGGUUACAUGUCCAUCAUGGCAAAGAAUCUAGUGUUCUGCUCAUCGUGUGGCUAUGAAACUUUGGAGGAGUUCUACUCGACUACGGCUAGACAAAUGCUGCCUCAUUCACGAGUCUGCGCCGGCUGCAAUUUGCAGAGAUGGCUUGACGAGGAGGAGGACCACCUCAGGGGCCAUAAAAAACAAGCUUUGAAUACGCUGUAUCCCAAUUGGAAUGGUUUGAACUUCAACCACGAUGCGCCCAUGCCACAAACUGCAAAGGGUAUUAUAAAGCUACAAUCAACUAUAUCGGUACGACCCGACACCAAUCAUACGACGGUGGACAGGGAAGGCGUCAUGUACACGCGCCAGGUGAUGUUGGACCUGAUACGAGACAACAAAAUACACUGGGACUCGCUGGCAAACUUGCCCACCCUAGCCGAUCUCCUGAAUAAUAGACAGGCUUGGAGACGCUUUUCCACUAAUUGCAACAACCUCGAUGUUUAUUGCAGGGCCGUUCGAUGCGUUGCGGAACAAGAUGAAGAAGGCAAGGGGAAGAAUUCCUUUUUGAGGUCAAGGUUUGAUGGCGGCAUGCCAGACACCGCUGAGGAGCUACAGCCAUCUGGUGAUACGGUGGCAGGCAUACCGAGCUAUGACAUUAAGUCUGCGAUAAUGUUUCAUGUGGGCCUGACAAUGAAAGGCUGGGGAGCCGUGGAGAAGCCAGCCGGGAAACAAUGCAACCUCACUGAGCGUGAUGAUGCGUUUUGGUAA